AUGCCCACAUCUCUCGACCUUCUCAAACAGACCGGAACCGUUGUUGUCUCUGACUCCGGUGAUUUCGAAUCAAUCGACGUUUACAAGCCACAGGAUGCUACCACAAACCCAUCCUUGAUCUUGGCUGCUGCCAACAAGCCAGGAUAUUCCCGCCUCAUCGAUGCCGCCGUCAAAAUCGGCAAGAGCAAGGGCGGUGACCUCGAGCAGCAAACUGAUGCUGCUAUGGACCGUCUGCUUGUCGAAUUUGGCAAGGAGAUUCUUGCUAUCAUCCCUGGCCGUGUAUCGACUGAAGUCGAUGCUCGUCUUUCCUUUGACAAGGAGGCCACAAAAGCCAAGGCUAAGGAGCUCAUUGCCCUCUACGAGUCUGUUGGUAUCAAGAAGGAGCGUGUUCUCAUCAAAAUCGCAGCGACAUGGGAGGGUAUCCAAGCCGCUCGUGAACUCGAGCGUGAUGACAACAUCCACUGCAACUUGACCCUUCUUUUCGGUUUCGGCCAGGCUGUCGCUUGCGCUGAGGCAGGUGUCACCCUCAUCUCGCCCUUCGUCGGUCGUAUCCUCGACUGGUACAAGAAGUCGACGGGAAAGACCUACGAGGGUGAUGCCGACCCUGGUGUCCAAUCUGUGAAGAAGAUCUUCAACUACUACAAGCAACACGGCUACAACACCAUCGUCAUGGGCGCUUCCUUCCGUAACAUUGGCGAGAUCAAGGCCCUCGCUGGUGUUGACUUCCUCACUAUCGCCCCCGCACUGCUUGAGGAACUCAAGAACUCCACCGCGCCCGUUCCCAAGAAGCUCGACGCCCGUGCUGCUGCACAAGCCGAUCCCUUACCCAGGGUCUCUUUCGUCGACAACGAGGCUGAGUUCCGCUGGGCCCUUCUCCAGGACUCGAUGGCAUUUGACAAGUUGCACGAGGGUAUCAAGAAGUUUGCUGAGGAUGGCGAGACGCUCAAGGAGCUCCUCCGCCAGAAGUUGCGUGCUUGA
This is a messenger RNA of Suillus discolor, 978 nucleotides long. RefSeq lists its product as uncharacterized. NCBI's taxonomy places the organism in Eukaryota, Fungi, Basidiomycota, Agaricomycetes, Boletales, Suillaceae. Gene Ontology annotation, molecular function: transaldolase activity. Gene Ontology annotation, cellular component: intracellular anatomical structure; cytoplasm. The record is from RefSeq and is a predicted model, not a curated record. The transcript is spliced from 8 exons. Gene Ontology annotation, biological process: pentose-phosphate shunt; carbohydrate metabolic process; pentose-phosphate shunt, non-oxidative branch. Bases 1 to 978 code for a protein of 325 amino acids.